Molecule: messenger RNA, 1986 nt
Organism: Capsella rubella
Lineage: Eukaryota; Viridiplantae; Streptophyta; Magnoliopsida; Brassicales; Brassicaceae
Product: rhamnogalacturonate lyase
Exons: 1
Coding region: 1-1986 (661 amino acids)
Biological process (GO): carbohydrate metabolic process
Molecular function (GO): carbohydrate binding; catalytic activity
Source: RefSeq, a predicted model, not a curated record
AUGAUCUCGAUGAAGAAGAAGAUAACUUGUUCAAUCAUAUGUUUUCUUCUGUUGCUUCUUCUCCCAAUAGAUGGAACAAGUGCAAAAGCUCCAACAGUGCAAGAAACAAGAAACAAACAUGGCACUAGAGAGGUGAUAGUGGACAAUGGGAUUAUCAAAGUCAGAUUCUCGAGUCCUCAAGGACUUAUCACUGGCAUACAAUACAAAGGAGUUGAUAAUGUUCUAAGUCCACAUCAACGAACUCGAGGGUAUUGGGACAUAGCAUGGCAAGGAGAAAACAACCGCGGUGGCGGCAUAGAUCAUGUCGAAGGAACUAAGUUCAAAAUCAUAACUCAAAACCAAGACCAAGUUGAGAUUUCGUUCUCUAGAACAUGGGAUAGUGGUUCUCAUUCUCGUUCUCGUUCUCAUCGUAUUCCAUUAAACGUAGACAAGAGAUAUAUUAUACGUGCAAAUUCAUCAGGAGUCUACGCAUAUGCGAUCUUCGAGAGACUUCCUGAAUGGCCAGGUUUUGAUAUGGGACAAGUUCGUAUAGUAUUCAAACUCGACCAAGAUAAGUUUCAUUACAUGGCGGUCGCGGAUAAUAUACAAAGAGAGAUGCCAAUGGACUCUGACCGAGAUAUCCAUCGUGGUCAUGCUAAGGCUCUUGGUUAUAAAGAAGCUGUACAACUAACUCAUCCUCAUAACUCCAUGUUCAAAAACCAAGUUGAUGAUAAGUACCAAUACUCAUGUGAGAUCAAAGACAACAAGGUGCAUGGUUGGAUCUCAAAUAAAUCAAACGUUGGCUUUUGGAUUAUCUCACCUAGUGGCGAGUACCGUUCUGGUGGACCGGUUAAACAAGAGCUCACAUCUCACGUCGGUCCAACGGCCACCGCGAGCUUUAUAAGUGGACAUUAUCUUGGUACGGACAUGGAUAUGCAUUACAAAAGUGGUGAAGCGUGGAAGAAAGUCUUAGGACCUGUCUUUAUUUACUUAAACUCUGGUGAUGAUUUGUUAUGGGAAGAUGCUAAAAGACAAGCUAAAGAAGAAGUUAAAGCCUGGCCAUACGAGUUUGUAGCAUCUUCUGACUUCCCUUCUCGUCGAGAAAGAGGAACCGUCACUGGUCGUCUUCUUGUCAACGACGACGAACUCUUGACGCCGGGGAAAUUUGCUUAUGUUGGUUUAGCACCACCGGGAGAAGCUGGUUCGUGGCAGACAAAUACUAAAGGUUAUCAGUUUUGGACAAAGACUAACGAAACAGGUUAUUUCAAGAUACCUAACGUUAGACCAGGAACUUACAAUCUCUAUGGAUGGGUUCCUGGUUUUAUCGGAGACUUCACGUACCAAAACCAUGUUAACGUAGCUUCAGGUUCAGAGGUUAAACUCGGUAGAGUCAUGUACAAGCCACCUAGGAACGGUCCAACGUUAUGGGAGAUUGGUGUACCAGACCGAACCGCAAGAGAAUACUUUAUCCCGGAGCCAUACAAGAACACAAUAAACCCUUUAUAUCUAAACCACACAGACAAGUUUAGGCAAUACGGAUUAUGGCAACGAUACACAGAGUUAUACCCUAACCAUGACCUCGUCUACACAAUAGGAGCAAGUAACUAUAGCCAAGACUGGUUCUACGCACAAGUCACAAGAAACAAUGGUGACUCGACGUACAACCCAACGACAUGGCAGAUCGUGUUUCAUCUUCCUUACGUGAACAUGCGAGGUAGCUACACGUUGCAGCUAGCUUUAGCCUCGGCUGCACGGGCUCAUCUACAAGUACGGGUCAAUAACGAAUACAGUACUAGGCCAUUAUUCUCAACGGGUUAUAUUGGAAGAGAUAAUGCUAUAGCAAGACAUGGGAUCCAUGGAAUCUAUAGGCUUUAUUGUAUCAAUGUUCCGGGAAGGUCGCUACGGACAGGGACCAAUACGAUUUAUCUCCGACAAGCUAAAGGAUCAGGACCAUUUGAAGGAGUUAUGUAUGAUUACAUUCGUCUCGAAGAGCCUUCUAGAGUUUAG